Mya arenaria is the source of this 4872-nucleotide messenger RNA. RefSeq lists its product as uncharacterized. The record is from RefSeq and is a predicted model, not a curated record. The coding region runs from base 147 to 1463 and encodes 438 amino acids. Gene Ontology annotation, molecular function: death domain binding; protease binding. The transcript is spliced from 6 exons. Gene Ontology annotation, biological process: signal transduction; regulation of apoptotic process. NCBI's taxonomy places the organism in Eukaryota, Metazoa, Mollusca, Bivalvia, Myida, Myidae.
CGACGGUAUUCCAGGAUGACGUGAUCAACUUUUAAAAGUGACAUUCGAAAUGAAAAGAACUAAUUUUUGUACUGUUGAUUUUUCGAGAUAACUAGAUACCGAUUUUGAAACUUGUUUUAGGCAGCCAUACCAUAUAAACACACAAAAUGCGGCCGGAACUUCAAAGGAAGAUUACAAAGAAUAUGGUUGACAUUAAAAGAGAUAUGGAUGCGAAAGACUUGGUUGACCGAUUCCUUCAAGAAGGACUACUUGGCAUACCCGAUGAGGAAGCAAUUAAUAGUUACAACCCAAAUACCGCAGAAAAUAGAAACCAAUGCUUCCUUCGAAAGUUGAUGAAGAAAGAAGACCGAGCCUAUGACGUGUUUUUGCAAGCUCUGCGCAACGUCGGGUUAGAUCAUCUUGCCGAUCAAAUUGACAGCACGCAAGUGGCGAUGGGUCCGGCACUGAAUAAACCACUGAGGCCAAGUUCUUCCGAUACCAGCGAAAAUCGAUCCACUCCUACCAGCUUAUCGCCAGCAAGCGACAUUCAGAGUGGAGGGUCGCAAGAAAUGGCACAGAAAGGCAAUGGAUACCAACAAAAUACCUACAAUGGUCCACCAUUACCGACUGCGAUGGUCAAUCCACUGGAAUUGAUGAGUGAAACUGACAGUGAGCCGAAAUCUUCCUCAGGUGCAAAACCCGAGUCACAAGGGUUGAGUAAACGACCUGGGGACCGUAUAGAUGAAGAUUUUAGUCGUAAAUUAAAAUUACUAUACCUCACGCUUCUUAACGAGCUCUUCCUUGAAAUCCAGAAACUCGUCUCUGUUAAGAAAGAAAAAUUUAUCAAGUCAACUUACAAAAUGCGGGAGGAACUGCAAAGAAAGAUUAAAAAGAAUAUUAUUGACAUUAAAAAAGAUAUGGAUGCGAAAGACUUGGUUGACCACUUUGUUCAAGAAGAUGUAUUUGACUUACCUGAUGAUGAAGAAAUAAACGGCUUCAACCCAAAUACUGCAGAAAAUAGAAACAAAUGCUUCCUUGCGAAGUUGCUGAAGAAAGACGACAGAGCCUAUGAUGUGUUUUUGCAAACUUUGCACCUUGUUGGAUUAGCUCAUCUCGCUGAACAAAUUGAAAACACUGAAGUGGCGACAGCUCCAGUGGUAGAUCCCACAUCAUGGCUGGCUCAAAUAGCCGAGCACAUUCGAAAACGCAGAUUAACGGAACGUGAUCUUAGCAGACUGGCACAGUCCAUUGGCACAGACUGGGAACUUGUAGCCUCUGAAAUGAAUCUAACUAGAGUUGAAAUAGAUCAUUGUAGGAUGGAAAAUUCUACAACUACAAUGCAGGUUUACUCGGCUCUUUAUAAGUGGAGAAAUAAAGUGCCAGGAGGAGCGACGCUCGAAAAGUUUGUGGACAUUUUGAUGCACUGUCAGUCAACCACGAUUGAUUGGGAUAUUGUUAAAAAGACUGCUCAGCAAAUGGGUUGAUUGAAGUGUUUUUCGUGUGUUAUUGUAAAAAUUGAAUUUAUAAUAUUUGGUUUGAAUGGAUGACAUAUUUAUACAAAAAACCCUCUUAUUGGUACUAAUUUAUCAUCCCCUUUUAAUGGUCGUUUUUUCUUCUCAAUUCUGUUUAUUCAUGACAUAUAUAAAUAAGCUUGACAUACAUGUAUAUAAAUUUGCUUAUAGGAAAUAAAAAAAAUGCAUGCCAGGCAUUAACUUACGUAGUAUCAAAUUGCAUGAUUAUAUGCAGUAUCAAACAAAAAUUUGUUUUAAAAAUUUGUUUUAAUACCAAAAAAGCAUAAAAAUAUUGUGGAUUGAAUAAAAAAUAAUAACCUGGGAAGUAUUCAUAAAACAUCUUGAGCUAUUUCCUACAUGUUACUUUGUGAGUUACGGGGGUAAGUCAAUUUCUUAAUUAAGUAUCUCACUCAUAUGAUUAAUUAAUUUAAUAGUAUCUUGGAAACUUUAUUUUCAUCAAUGUUAUGUAAUUAUACUAAUAAUAAAAAGAAAGUAUUUUUUUCUUUCAAUUUGACAUUAAACAUUUUAGGAAAUCGACUUAAGAAAUGACUUGAGAUGUUUAAUGAAUACUAGCCCUGGUUUUUUAUGAUGUUUGCAUGUUAGAUAAACAUUGACCAGUUAUUCAGAGAUUUUAUGAAUUUCCAGAUAAUUAAUUGACAAUUUUUACUUUGUCACGUGUAAUAAUAUCCUUUUUUUUCAUACAUUUGGCUCCCAAGGUCAUAAAAAUAUUAUAUUUGGUUUGGGUUACCCGACCCUACCUACAAAAUAGGCGCCUACCCUACUGUUUUUAUAGUUAGUUGGAAAAAAAAUAAUCUUUUUUUUACGUUUGUGUUUCAAUAUGUAGUUUUAAAGCUUUAUACAGAAGAUUACUUUACCACAAUUCUCCAAUAUUGACAAUAACACAUAAAGCCUAAUAAAAUAAAAAAUAAAAAACCUACUUACCCUUCCUGUUUUUGAAAUGGAUGUAACCAAACCAUUUUGGCCUAAGCCUAAGUCUAAAUCUUUAGGCAUAUUAAAAAUUGGUAUUCACUUGCAAUCAUUCUUUGUUGACAGUUGUUGCAUUGUCUUAAGUUCUUGUAUCAAGACAUUUGAUGUACAAUCAAUAGACAUAUCAUGUGAUCGGAACUGGGAACCAGAGGUCCGCUUGAUGAACGAUCUUAGUUCUGUUCUGUUCUGUGAAAUAUCACUAUGCCAACAUAGCAUUCCCAAUGCUAAUACAAAUUCUUUUUCCCUGAAUGUGAAAAUAAAAUUCCAAAUUUCUGUUUAAAUAUCAAAAAAAAAUCACAUUGUUUUAUCUUUUCUGUCCAUUUUAUUUAUAAUCAAUAUUAUAUAUUUCUAGGCAAAUAAUAAUUCCAGAUUUCAUUUAAAAUGACGCAUCAUUCCCCAAUAAAAUAUAUUGUAUAUGACCAUAUUUAAAUUUUGUACAAUACUUGAAGAUAUUAAAAGUGAGUUAUUGUCAUGGUGUUAGUUCACAAAACGUUGUUCAAAAAAAUAAACCUUGGUUAACUUGAAGCUAAUAAACUAUUCAAGAUAUUUGAAAGAAACUUGACGCACAUGUGGCCAGAGAAAAUAUGAAUGUGUACAACAAGGCCCAUAGCUUGGGCAUUGAUAAUUGUCAAGUUAUGUCCCUUGAUAGUUUAACAGAAGGAAGUGUGUAUCCCCUUCCCACACCCACUUCCUACAAAAAUUGCGCUUAAAAUAUUGUCUUGGGAAGGCCCUGAAUGGGUGCUGGGUAAUGCCCCUUAUUGACUUAAAAAAACAGUUGAGUAUUGGCGUUGCUCUACAGCAGUCUUGUAACCAUUCAUAUUUAAUUAAAAAAAUUAUCUGAAUUUUAUUUCCUGGGGCCAUGAUUACGAACAGUCUCAAGUCCAAAUCUAGACUCAGACUCAGAAAAGCAUUUUUAUAAAGGAACACAAUAUCAUAUUUAUUCCAUUUCUUUUACAAAAAAUAUGUAAAUAGUAGUUAAACAUUCAAAUACUGAUAUAUUUCAGCAAAUUUUAUCAUCAAUACUCUGAUAGAAGGAAAGUUACAUGAAAUGAAGUUUAGCCAUAAUGAGUCUUGAGUCUGAACUCAGACUUGAGACUGUUCGUAAUCACUGCCCCAGGUCACCAGUUCAUUGAUAAAGCUGCACUCUCACAGAUAUACCAUUUUUACAACUCUUUUAUUUUUUAUCUUAGAAUGGGCACAUUUUGCAUAAAUAUCUGCAAACCAGUGAUACAAGACUGCUGACAAAAGAUCAGAUCGCAGAUAUUUAUAUUUCCAUUCGAAAAUUAAUGUUUUAUGGCUUAAAGCAUUACUAACAGUUUAAGAAAAAUGCAUUAAACAUCAAUUUUUGAACUUAAAUUAAAAAUCUGCAAUCCAAUAUUUUGUCAGCAGUCUUAUAUGACUGGUUUCCAUGGAUUUUUUCGCUUAAAUUGGCUUGUUCCAAGACAAAAUAUAAAAAAGUUGUCAAACCGGCCAAUCUGCGAGAGUGCAGCUUUAAGUUAUGUUAUGUAUGAUGUUUGUUAUCCAUGUCCGAAAAUAGCUCAUUGAACAUUUUUUUGUUAUCAUAUACCCAGCUUUAAAUAAAGAUUAUUGUAUCUUGUAUAUUUAAUAAUCAUAAUAUACAUCUUUAUACAAUGAAGCAGUGAUAAGAUAAUGAUGGCGAGAUUGAGUGUUGGUCAGACUUGCUUGUUUAACCUCCUAUUUUUGUAUUUAUCUAUUUGGAUACUUAGAAUUGGACAAUGAUGUGGUGAUAAAAUGAUCUUCACAACAUAAUCAAGUAUUGGUGAAAAUUGAUAGUUCAUUUCAUAUGUUUGCAAUUACUGAUUUUAAUUUAAAAAAUUGACAGUGAUAAAUGUUACACUAACAUUUGGACAUAAAACACAACUCUUAAAAAAGGACACCAGUAUAGGUUUCUACGGAGUGAUUUACAUUAUUUUUCAACUGUCUUCAUGAUGGAGCAUUUGCCUAGAUCUUUGUAUAAAUAAAACUUUACUUUCAUAUUGUAUAACACGCAAAAAGUUAGUACUUCAUUAUUUAUUUCAGUAUUACACGACGCCAUUUAACCAAUGAUAUACAAUGUUACGAAAAUCAGCUAUUCUUUUAUAAUACAAACAAAUGUUGUCAGUUAAACUUCUUUAAAAAUAAAUACUCAAUUGUGGAAAAUACUGCUGAUUUUUAAUUGUUAUGAAUAUUUUUUGAAAAAUGUGAAUAUGAGAAAUGAUCAUAAUUUUUCUCGCGUGCCCUACUUUCAUACUGCAUAAAUGCAAGAAACAAAGCGAUCAUUCCUUAAGUAAAUGACGUCAUAAAUGAAUAGCAAUGAAAAUGCUAAGUGCUUUUAUAACAACGAAUUAUGUAUUAUAGAGUAUCAUAUUGGUCAUUUAAUACAAAAUUUAUUUAA